GCAUUGUUUAUGCUCUUCAUCCUGGCCUACAUCCACAUUGCCUUCUCACGCUCUCCAAUCAACUGCCUGGAGCACGUGCGGGAGAAAUGGCCCCGUGAUGGCAUCCUGCGUGUGGAGAUCCAGCGCAACUCCAGCCGCGCGCCCAUCUUUCUGCAGUUCUACGAGACAGAGGGAAUCCAGGGCCUCGUGAAAGAACCAGAGGAAGACGGAAGUGAAACCAGACAGCCAAUGGCGCCCACAGACGCUGAAGAGGAGGAAGAGAUGACCAUGGAGAUGUUUGACAACAGCACAGUACGGUUUGAGCUAGACAUCGAGCCACGUCUGAAUCCGUCGCUGAGUGGCCGUGUUCCUGGCUCCAGCCUGAAUGAAUCCCAGGAUCUGUCCUUCAGCCAGGCCCCCUCUAAAGGUAUGCAGCCGCUGAGGGAGACUGUCUCCGAGAUCGAGAUGCUAACUCGAGCAGUGUGGCCACAAGAAGAGUAUAUUGUCGAAUAUUCUUUGGAAUAUGGAUUCCUGCGGCUGUCCCAGGCCACACGGCAGCGACUCAACAUCCCUGUUAUGGUGGUGACCCUGGACCCCAUGAAGGAUCAGUGCUUUGGAGAUGGUUUCAGUCGCUUCCUCCUGGAUGAAUGCCUGGGCUAUGACGAUAUCCUGAUGUCCAGUGUGAAGGCUUUAGCAGAGAAUGAGGAAAACAAAGGGUUUCUGAGGAACGUGGUCUCUGGAGAACACUACCGUUUUGUCAGUAUGUGGAUGGCUCGUACCUCCUACCUGGCAGCCUUUGUAAUCAUGGUUAUCUUUACUCUGUCAGUGUCCAUGCUGCUGCGGUACUCGCACCACCAGAUUUUCGUCUUUAUAGUGGACCUUCUCCAGAUGUUGGAGAUGAAUAUGACCAUUGCCUUCCCUGCUGCCCCUCUCCUCACUGUCAUCCUGGCUCUUGUAGGGAUGGAGGCCAUCAUGUCUGAGUUUUUCAAUGACACAACCACUGCCUUCUACAUAAUCCUCAUUGUUUGGUUGGCGGACCAAUACGAUGCCAUCUGCUGCCACACCAAUACAAGCAAGCGCCACUGGCUCAGAUUCUUUUAUCUGUAUCACUUUGCCUUCUAUGCGUAUCAUUACCGCUUUAACGGCCAGUACAGCAGUUUGGCUUUGGUCACUUCCUGGCUCUUCAUUCAGCACUCAGUGAUCUAUUUUUUCCAUCACUACGAGCUGCCGGCCAUCCUGCAGCAGAUCCGGAUCCAGGAGAUGCUGCUUCAGAACCAGCAGGUGGGUCAAGGAAACCAGACUGCAUUGCAGGACAAUCUCAACAACAACACUAGCAGCACGGCGCCUGCUGGCCAAGCUAAUGCAGCCGCUAACGUGAACACUAACGGCCAGGACCGGCAAGCCGCUCAGGACCAACCUCAGCUCCAAACCCACAAUGGCUUGGUGGUAAAUACUGGUCUGUCCAUCGACCCAUCAAACUCUGACCUCGACUGGAUGGCUGAGAUCGCCAUUGGCCCGGAUAUCCUGUCAGUUUCACACUUGAGCGACUCGCUUUUGGAGCCGGGAGGGAUCCAGGAACCAACGUCGUCCAGCGCAGGGGUAACGGAGCUGCAUGGUCCGAGCACAGCAGGAGAGAACCAAGUCGGAAACAGCGCGGCAAGUGUUCCUCCGGGACGGGGUUGUGCUCAUGGUCUGGGUCCCCCUGGAGAUGGAGGAGGGCAGACAGAAUCUGAAACUUCCUCCCCAGUGACCUCACACACAGACUGCAGAGUUGCAGAAAUGCUUAAAGGCACCACGGACUGGGAAGGCCAGACGGAGAACAAAAGCGAGAGUUCGGACUCCCACUCGGCCCCAGCUUGAGUCGCGCACCCCCAUUCGGAACGAAUGAAUUCACGCUCUACAGUCGCCACCCCUCUCUGUAAAUUAAUCCAGAAGGCAUCAAGAGGAGAAACCGUGAUGGGGCUUUAUGUAAUUACAUCCUGGAAACCUCCAACAUGAACAUGAGGAGGGCCGAAGCAGACUUCCGCUGUGUAGUCAUGUUCUUAAGAGUAAAUUCGUAUUGAAUUGUCAAAUGAUGCCAUGUGUCAGGGUGUGAUCAUUGAAGUCUUUACAUGUUUUUUUUUUUUUUUUUAAUGGUUGAAACUUUUAAUACAGGAAGUAUUCAGUUUAAAAUGUGAUGUAUCGCUCAAUAAUGGUACUUUUCGUUGCUCUUGAGUAUGGAGUUGCAGGUAUCAGCGGGCCGCACGGGCGGCAAUCUUAAAAUCUGAAUACACGUACUUUGCACAUCUUGUGCUAGGAUUGUUUCGGCUUUCUUUCCAUUCCUCUAAUGAUAUAACAAGCAGUGAAAAUUCAUGUAGUCACGAUAAAUUGCUUUGGUCC
This is a messenger RNA of Sinocyclocheilus anshuiensis, 2358 nucleotides long. RefSeq names its product membralin-like. NCBI's taxonomy places the organism in Eukaryota, Metazoa, Chordata, Actinopteri, Cypriniformes, Cyprinidae. The transcript has 10 exons. The record is from RefSeq and is a predicted model, not a curated record. Gene Ontology annotation, biological process: positive regulation of ERAD pathway; response to endoplasmic reticulum stress. Gene Ontology annotation, cellular component: endoplasmic reticulum. The annotation marks the transcript as partial.